This is a messenger RNA of Papilio machaon (common yellow swallowtail), 690 nucleotides long. RefSeq names its product annexin A11. The coding region runs from base 1 to 690 and encodes 229 amino acids. The record is from RefSeq and is a predicted model, not a curated record. The transcript is spliced from 7 exons. Lineage: Eukaryota; Metazoa; Arthropoda; Insecta; Lepidoptera; Papilionidae.
AUGAGUCAGUACAUAGCUUUCCUCGUUGUCACGCUCAGUGUACUGAGCGUGUUGGCAGCACCUCAAGAUGAUUCCUCGGAUGCAAACUCCAAUUCUUACUUAGAAUCAGAGAGUUCUAUUAACAACGGGAAUCAGUACCAAAGAACACAACAGCAAUCUGCACAGAAUGCUAACUCUCAAGCGUACCGUAGAGCAAUGCAGAGUCAGUACGGCGAUUACGUGCCUUGGUCGUAUCCCGGAUAUCCUACACCAGUGAACGGUCGUCCAGCACAAGCGCCAUGGGCCGGCACGGGUACCCCCCCAGUAUAUCCAUUAAUACCCUUAAUCAAGGAAGUAUACGACUACUUGCCUUAUCCUCAGUACCCGCCCAUACCACGUGUACAGCCCUACCCCACGUCACCGCUCAUCAGAUCAGUGCCAAGAUCUGGAGCAUCAUCGUACGGUCAGGCUAGCAGCGGCUACAAUCCGGGAGGUCCUUACGCUACGGCACAAACUGGAGCCAACGCCUACACUCAAGGUCAACCAUCGCCAAUAUUACGUAGAGGCAGACCUAUUCAAACGCUUCCCCAGCCGUAUUACGCUCCUCCGGCUUAUGUGGCCCCUCUCCCAAUAGUGCCAGUAGGCCCUAUACAAAGUGUACCUGUAAUUGGACCUAACGUACAACCAGGAAGCCCAGGUAAACAGAACUAA